UGUUCACCUGUCUGGCUGUAUGGAAACGACCGGCACUCCGGUGAGAGGCGGCGGGAGGGGGACGGAAUCUCUCGGACUCCGUCCCAGGCGCUCUGCGGCCCUGCCUCUCCGCAAAGCAGCGGGGCCGUCCGUGCGCCCCUGUGCCCCGCUGUGCACCGCCGGGUCCUCGUUCCGGCUCGCCCUCCUGGUCCUGGUCCUGGGCCUGGGCCUGCUGCCGACCUGUGCCGGGGCAGCGGACUGCGUUUGGAAUCUGAAGAAUGCCUUCUCUCUUGGCUACACAUUCAAUUUCUCUGCCAGUGGACUGCCACUGUGUGCGGUUGAAGCUAUGGUCAAUGGGAGCUGUAUUCCUUAUACCUGUAACGGUCUGAAGGCCAAACUCAAUGGUUCCCUGGAGAUGAUGUGGAAUGUCAGAGAGACCCUGAAUCAACAGUGUGAACGUUGUGUGGAUGUGGUGGAAGAGCUCCAAAGCUCACUGCUGUACAAUGAACCAGACUUUGUUCUUUCCUCUGUGCAGGGCGUCAUGAGGUGUCAGCAGGAAUCCGAUGGAAGCUGGAGUCCAUUGUUGCACCUUUACUACAAGAAACAGAGAUGUCUCCGCAUUGGCCCCCUCAUAGGCAAAAAGGUCAAACCUUGGAAAUCCCGUAAUCGUAAUUGCAGAUACUUAAAGAACUUGGUGGACAGUCCUAUGAACAAUGUUGUUCGAAUCUCAAGUGAAGUUUGUGCGAUGUGGCCGAAUCAGAGCACAGUUCCGGACCCAAAAGCAGAAGAUGCUGCUCAAAAGGUCCCGUGAGUGUGGUCCAGGGCAGCUCGUGUCCUUGUGGUCGGCUGCCUUUCCGUCAUCUCCAGCGGCUCAGCUGUUGACCCCCAGGAGCUGCACUUCUUCCAGCGAGUGGCAAGACCUCCCGAAGGUCACAGCAAUA
This is a messenger RNA of Phyllostomus hastatus (greater spear-nosed bat), 920 nucleotides long. RefSeq lists its product as uncharacterized. The transcript is spliced from 4 exons. The coding region runs from base 20 to 790 and encodes 256 amino acids. The record is from RefSeq and is a predicted model, not a curated record. NCBI's taxonomy places the organism in Eukaryota, Metazoa, Chordata, Mammalia, Chiroptera, Phyllostomidae.